GCAGCGCUUCGCUUUUUGAAUUGAGCUCUGUCGGGCACUGUACUGCAGUACACUUACAAAAUGAUAAACAAUGUUGUGGCUGGUUUUGUGGUCCGGUUCUGUGUAAACGUAUCAUUAAAAGAAGCGUGACUUGUGAAUGGAGACUCUGCGGGGGUGUCGCUGGUUUAGCGGGGAGCUGUGGCGGCUGUUAGCCUCAGGUGCUAACGUUAGCCACUUCCUAACGUUAGCCACUUCCUAACGUUAGCCACUUCCUAACGUUAGCCAGAUCCUAACGUUAGCCAAUUCGUAACGUUAGCCACUUCCUAACGUUAGCCAGUUCCUAACGUUAGCCAGAUCCUAACGUUAGCCAGUUCCUAACGUUAGCCAGAUCCUAACGUUAGCCAAUUCCUAACGUUAGCCAAUUCCUAACGUUAGCCACUUCCUAACGUUAGCCAGUUCCUAACGUUAGCCAGUUCCUAACGUUAGCCAGAUCCUAACGUUAGCCAGUUCCUAACGUUAGCCAAUUCCUAACGUUAGCCAGUUCCUAACGUUAGCCAGAUCCUAACGUUAGCCAGUUCCUAACGUUUGCCACUUCCUGUUCAAUUUUGUAACAGUUCGGUAACAAACUUAUACAAGUUUAAAUCACAGAGGCGAUGACUUUCAAGCCGGGAAACGACGAAACAGCGCGAGGCUCCGCACGCUGAAGGUGAAGGUGAGUCGUUCCUGCAGCCGUGAUGUCAGCUGUACGCCGCUCAGUGUCCGAGGCGUUCUGGGCAAUGUGUGUGGCGGACUCCAUGUCCAUGCCAGUCCACUGGUACUACAACGUCCAGGACAUCAGGAGGGACUUUGGAGGAUGGAUUUCAGGCUACAACUCACCUGCAGACAGACACCCGUCCAGCAUCCUGACCCUGUCCAACACCGCGGGUAGCGGUCGGACCGCCUGGUCUUCCGGGGCAAAGCGGGCUGACGUGGUUGGCAGCGUCAUCCUUCAUGAUAAGUUGGACUUGUGGAAGUCCUCCAAUGGUUCAGUCCACUACCACCGAGGUCUUCAGGCGGGGGACAACACGCUGAACGUCCUCUGUUCCCUCCGAGCAGCUCGGACACUCGUCGCUGGACGUUUCGCCGACGUUUCCCAACCGGAUGCUCGAGCUGCCGUUCUGUCGGACUACAUCCAGUUUAUGACCACGCCCGGCUCGCACGCUGACACAUACGCUGAGUCAUUCCACCGCUCGUUCUUCGCCGACUGGCAGGACAGCAGACCGACCUCUCCCCGCGAGGUUCUGAUGUUUGCAGAGAAGCGCUCCAGCCACAAACUGAGCUCCUCCUUCCCUGACAGCCAGCUGGACGCCAUCGGCUGCCUUCCCAUGAUCCUCCCCUUCAUCUUGCUGUCUGCCUCGGCCAAUGAGGAGCAAGCGGUUUCAGCAGCUGUGGAGUUCGUGAAGCUCACCCAUCCUCACCCCAAAGUUCCAGAGUACGUGUCGAUCUACAGCCGGGCGCUGCACGCCGUGCUGGGCGGGGCCAGCAUCCGCCAGCAGGCCGAGCAUGCUCUGAGGAGUCUGGACGCCUGGGAGACCUGCCAGAGCUACAGCCGCAAGGCCACCAGGUUUCCUGCAUCCUCCGAGGAGAGACUGAAGGUCCACCAGAGCGCUGUGAACUACCUCGGCCUGGCCUGCUACAACAAAGGAGCGUUGUCCAGCCUGUUCUACCUGGCUCACGAGUUCCACGACGACCCCAGAGGAGGGAUCCUGGCCAACACUAACUGUGGAGGUGAAAACUGUAACCGUGGGGCCGCGCUCGGGGCCCUGCUAGGGGCCGGAGCUGCCUACGCUGGAGCCGGCGUCCCACAAGAGUGGAAAGAUCAAUUGAGAGACGGCCAGGAGUUGAUGCCGGACAUCCUGAAGAAGAUGGAAUGAAGCAGCACCGUUGCCCCCGGAGGAGAGGAGCGGAACUGCAGCUUCUAGAUUAAAAUACUUCCUGUUUACAAUCAGUACACCUCUUAUUCCAACAGAAUUACUUUAAGCUAUUAUUAAAUAAUCACAUUUCUUUUGUAAUUAUAUUUUCAUUAUAGAAUAAAAAGUUAAUUAUUAAGAAGAAAAUUAAAUUAAAACCUCUUAAAAUGUAUGAUAACUGAAUUUUACUGAAUAUUUAUUGUUUUUUGCUUGAACAUGUUUCCUGUAUGAAGCCUCCACAGCCUUGAAAUGAAAUUAACAAAUAAACACGUUAAAUGCUUGUAUGAAAAAUAAACUAUGAUCUAAAUGA
Melanotaenia boesemani (Boeseman's rainbowfish) is the source of this 2238-nucleotide messenger RNA. RefSeq lists its product as uncharacterized. The record is from RefSeq and is a predicted model, not a curated record. NCBI's taxonomy places the organism in Eukaryota, Metazoa, Chordata, Actinopteri, Atheriniformes, Melanotaeniidae. The transcript has 9 exons. The coding region runs from base 714 to 1892 and encodes 392 amino acids.